UCCCCAAUUUGAGUCACAGACUCUGGGAUGGUCAAACUUGUCAACGAGCUGCAAUUUGCAAAAGCACCAUCGCCAAUUCUAGUCACAGACUCUGGGAUGGCCAAACUUGUCAACGAUCUGCAAUUUGCAAAAGCACCAUCGCCAAUUCUAGUCACAGACUCCGGGAUGGUUAAGCCUUUCAACGAGCUGCAAUCACGAAAAGCACUAUCUCCAAUUGCAGUCACAGACUCCGGGAUGACGAGUCGCAACAAGCAACGGCAUCCUGUAAAGGCAAAGGGACAGAUGCAUGUUUCAGUGCUGGGGAUGCAUACGUCACGCACCUCCUCCACUUUGCAGCGAGAUCCGCUGGCACACUCAAGUGCCGGCUUGACGUAGAAGACAACCUGCA
This is a messenger RNA of Cladocopium goreaui, 388 nucleotides long. NCBI's taxonomy places the organism in Eukaryota, Dinophyceae, Suessiales, Symbiodiniaceae. The record is from the annotation of a GenBank genome assembly.